UAAUGGGGGGAGGGGCAAAAAGACCAGACCACACCAUAGGGCCGGAGGCUGAGGUGAGGGGAGAUGGAACCCUGGAGACAAAAGAGGUAAAGAACUCAACGCCUGGCAUGUUUGAAACGGAAUCGAGGACAGGAAAGGGGGUCUUAGAGAUGAGGUGGAGCUGGAGAGAAUAAGCAACAGAUGUGGGAGUUAAGGAGAAAGGGAGAAACCAGAAAGAGACCAACCAAGUAAAAGUGGCAGCAAGUGGAGAGCUGAUGGAGAAUGAGGAGAAGGAAUGAGCUGAGGAAGGAACACAGCGCCAAGAGAUCCAGAGCUGUGCGUGCUGAAAGGAGGACGGAGAAAAAAAGACAAGCACCUGGACCCAGAGAGGGGCAGGGGCUGAGCCCAGCUGAGCUCUUGUCGGGAGGAGCUAGCAAGGGGAGGCUGGAGGAUGAGAGGAGGGUCCCUGGGAAUGAUUGGCGAAACAGCUCGCCCAUCACCUCCCCUACUUCCUGGCCAGCCCCGGAAGCCAGCGGGCGUUCGGGAGGGGUAGGGGGGAAUAGCAGCAGCAGCAGCAGCAGCCCCAGCCCUUAGAGAGAGAGAGCAGGGAGGGAGCUUGGGGUACAACACCCCAUCAUUCGUACCGCUAUGGGCCCAGCCUCCCACUCCCACCUCCCCUCCAUCGGCCGGGGCUAGGACACCCCCCAAUCCCGUCGCCCCCUUGGCACCGACACCCCGACAGAGGCAGAGACACAGCCAGCCGCCACCACCGCUGCCGCAGCCUGGCUGGGGAGGGGGCCAGCCCUCCAGGCCCCCCACCCCACUGAGGCGGCCAGAAUGGAGCUGUGGCCAGGGGCAUGGACAGUGUUGCUGCUGCUCUUCCUGUUGCUGCUCUUUCUGCUGCCCGCCCUGUGGUUCUGCAGCCCCAGUGCCAAGUACUUCUUCAAGAUGGGCUUCUACAACGGCUGGAUCCUCUUCCUGGCUGUGCUCGCCAUCCCUGUGUGUGCCGUGCGAGGACGCAAUGUCGAGAACAUGAAGAUCUUGCGUCUGAUGCUGCUCCACAUCAAAUACCUGUAUGGAAUCCGGGUGGAGGUGCGAGGGGCCCACCACUUCCCUCCGUCACAGCCCUACGUCGUCGUCUCCAAUCACCAGAGCUCCCUUGACCUACUUGGAAUGAUGGAGGUCCUGCCUAGCCGCUGUGUGCCCAUUGCCAAGCGCGAGCUGCUGUGGGCUGGCUCUGCUGGGCUGGCCUGCUGGCUGGCAGGAGUCAUCUUCAUCGACCGGAAGCGCACAGGGGAUGCCAUCAAUGUCAUGUCUGAGGUGGCCCAGACCCUGCUUACCCAGGAUGUGCGGGUCUGGGUUUUUCCUGAGGGAACAAGAAACCACAACGGUUCUAUGCUGCCCUUCAAACGUGGCGCCUUCCACCUUGCAGUCCAGGCCCAGGUUCCCAUUGUCCCCAUAGUCAUGUCCUCCUACCAAGACUUCUACUGCAAGAAGGAGCGCCGCUUCACCUCCGGGCGAUGUCAAGUACGAGUGCUGCCCCCAGUGCCCACAGAAGGCCUGAUACCAGAUGACGUCCCAGCGCUGGCUGACAGAGUCCGGCACUCCAUGCUCACAGUUUUCCGAGAAAUCUCCACCGAUGGCCGGGGUGGUGGUGACUAUCUGAAGAAGCCUGGGGUGGUGGCCGAGGCCCAGCUGUGAGCUCCCCUUGCACCUACCCUACCUUCCUCCCCACACCUACCAACCCAGUGGGCCCUGCAGUGGGGACCAGCCCUUUUUCUCAUUCCACCCCCCCCCCCCACCUGUUCAUCUCUUUGGAAUCUUCAACUUCUGAAGUGAAAGUGGAUACAGUGCCGUUCCCUGCCCCUUCCCAGCCCCACCCGUGGGCUCUCUUGCCUUGGUGCAGUCUCUACUCUGACCCCACCUCCUGCCAUCUUGUCUGUGGAACAGUUGCCUCCUCCCAUCUCGAGUGGCUCAGCCUACACAAGGGUGGUGAACAUUCCAUCCUGUCCCCAGCGGACACUCUUCCUUUGUGGUCUUCUCUCCCUCUCCACUCCACAUUGGUCAGUGGACUCAUCCACUCUAUGGAACAGAUCCCUUACACCCCAAGUCCAUGAAUUCAAUGGACUCAUCUGUUUGUGAGGAGGACUCCUCACCCUGUGGCUGGAAGCUGUUACUUCCAACUGCUCCUGGAACAAUCCUCCCAGGCUCAUCCUCACCACCACCCCUUGGAGCCUCCUGUCAGUGGGGGCUGGACUCUUGUAACUCAGAGGUCUCAUCCUGGCCUUUGCCCAGAUGCCUAGGGUCACGUACACUUCUGGAUGCACACGCUCCCCCCACCCCCAUCCCUCCCACCCCGCCCUGCCCUAUCACCGUGGUACAGUUCUUCAGUGAUCCUGGACCCACCCAGCCCCCUGCAGCCUCACGGUACUAUUCCAACCAGACACAAGAGGAAGAGGCAGACAUCAGGUGCUGCACUCACUUCUGCUCCCUGGAGAGUUGGGGAAGAAACUGAGCCCUGGCUGGAGGGGAUAGGAGGGCUUUUUAAUUUAUUUCUCUUUCUUUUGAGGCUUUCCCUCUCUGGGUCAGUUUUCAUUUCCUUGGUGUGGCAUUAACCACACCCUGCCACCCACCCCAGACACGUGCCCACAAUCAGGGAGGUGGGCUCGGAGCAAAAGGAGAGGGUGGGACACGGUUUUGUGUGACUGGUUUUUAUUAAUUAUCUGGUUAAUAGCAAGAAACCAAGAAUAAAGAGAGAGAGAGAUCUGGGCA
Messenger RNA from Loxodonta africana (African savanna elephant), 2751 nucleotides. It is a transcript of the gene AGPAT1, whose product is annotated as 1-acylglycerol-3-phosphate O-acyltransferase 1. Gene Ontology annotation, molecular function: 1-acylglycerol-3-phosphate O-acyltransferase activity. Gene Ontology annotation, cellular component: endoplasmic reticulum; membrane. The record is from RefSeq and is a predicted model, not a curated record. Gene Ontology annotation, biological process: phosphatidic acid biosynthetic process. Lineage: Eukaryota; Metazoa; Chordata; Mammalia; Proboscidea; Elephantidae. The transcript has 7 exons. The coding region runs from base 817 to 1680 and encodes 287 amino acids.